Messenger RNA from Pogona vitticeps (central bearded dragon), 815 nucleotides. RefSeq names its product neurogranin (gene NRGN). Gene Ontology annotation, molecular function: calmodulin binding. The record is from RefSeq and is a predicted model, not a curated record. Lineage: Eukaryota; Metazoa; Chordata; Lepidosauria; Squamata; Agamidae.
CCAAGCUGCCUGUCUCUUUAAGCCUUGAAAGGGUGUUCGUUAGAAGCAAGGGGAGUUGCUGUGAAAUAAGCUGGCGUGAGCAAGAGAGAGAGAGAGAGAAAUUAAAAGCACCCGAGGAAGAGCAGCUCCUCAAGUCGGGCUGAUCGGUUCUCCCCAGUCAAGAAGAACUGGGUUAAGUCGGCCAAGGCGCACCGCUCGGCUUCAGCACCUGCAGAAAAAACAAAAGCUGAUCCAAAGGCAGGAGGCAGGAAGGCACUUCUCAUUAAGUGGAGCAGAAAAGCCGAUCCCUUACUUCCCAGCGUGUAACCACCUGCUGUUGCCCACCCAGGAUGGACUGCUGUAAUGAAGGGGCUUGCACCAAGCUGGAUGAGGACAUCCUGGACAUUCCCCUGGAUGACCCGGAUGCGAACGCCGCAGCGGCCAAGAUCCAGGCCAGUUUCCGUGGCCAUAUGACUAGGAAGAAGAUUAAGGGGGGAGAAAUAGAGCGCAAAAGCAAGGAUCCCGAGUGUACGAGCAGCACCCGUGCGGGGGACCUACGUAAUGGCGAUUAAGCAUGGCCAGCUGAGAAGAAAUGGAUGGAACAGCCACAUCUGGCCAGAUUUCAAGUCAUCUUCUGAACAUCACCCUUAAGUUUCUAGAACUAUCACCGUCCCAUUGAGUCUGAUCACAGACAAGACGCCCCUGCUCUCCAGCUUUGCCCUCUGGAUUGCCUUUGUUUUCAUAACCGCCUUCCCCCUCGUCUCCGUUAAAGAUGGAAAUGUUGGCACUGCUGGCUUUUUCUUGUAGUAAAUACUCUGUGUACUUCCUUGGCACCC